AUGGAAGUACACGAGCUGGUACACGAUGCUUCAAAGGGAAAGGCUGCUGUCUAUAUCACCUCGAUGGCCAACACCCCCUUUGAAGGGAAUUUCAAGUGGACAAACGAAUAUGCCGUCUUUCCCACAUUUAGCGAAGAUGGACAGAAAUAUGCAAGCUGGAGGAGAUGGUUUCAGAAAUACUUGGUUUAA
This is a messenger RNA of Penicillium canescens, 189 nucleotides long. RefSeq lists its product as uncharacterized. The coding region runs from base 1 to 189 and encodes 62 amino acids. The transcript is spliced from 2 exons. NCBI's taxonomy places the organism in Eukaryota, Fungi, Ascomycota, Eurotiomycetes, Eurotiales, Aspergillaceae. The record is from RefSeq and is a predicted model, not a curated record.